Capsicum annuum is the source of this 390-nucleotide messenger RNA. RefSeq lists its product as uncharacterized. Lineage: Eukaryota; Viridiplantae; Streptophyta; Magnoliopsida; Solanales; Solanaceae. The coding region runs from base 1 to 390 and encodes 129 amino acids. The record is from RefSeq and is a predicted model, not a curated record. The transcript has 2 exons.
AUGGCAAAUGUGUUGCAGCAUCAACAUCAGUCCAUGACUGUUGCUUAUGAUAUGCUUGAAUCUCUCAAAGAGAUGUUUGGUGAGCAAAAUUGUGCUGCAAAGCAGACGGCCAUGAAGGCUCUUUUUACCACAAAAAUAGUUGAAGGAAUUUUAAUGGAUUUAUCUCUUGCGAAACUGUUGAAUGAGAUGCAAGCGGCAGAAUCUAUCAUUAAGCAACAAGCUCCUCCUGCUGCGUUCAUGGUUGACAAGCCUUCAGCUUUGACUUCUAAGACGAAAGACGAAAAGGAAAAGAAAAAGAAAAAGAAACCUCGUAAGGUUUCAGGUGCUAAUGGUGGUGUGGCUAAGCCUAAGGGCAAAUGCUAUCAUUGCAAGCAACUGGUCAUUAUAUGA